Messenger RNA from Fomitiporia mediterranea MF3/22, 3070 nucleotides. Its product is annotated as alpha/beta-hydrolase. The coding region runs from base 190 to 2634 and encodes 814 amino acids. The record is from RefSeq and is a predicted model, not a curated record. Lineage: Eukaryota; Fungi; Basidiomycota; Agaricomycetes; Hymenochaetales; Hymenochaetaceae. The transcript is spliced from 4 exons.
CAUCUCCGAGCGGAGGAUGCAGAAGCAAUUAUUACGCGCUGCGUGAUGAGACCUGCCUGAUCUGGCGAGCCCAGUUAUGUACUGCAUGACACCAUCUAGAAAGUACUAAAGCAGCCUGUGCUAUGGGGCAAGAUUUAUGAUCUCCUUCUUGGUUCGCCCCCGUCUGUCGUCUCGCGUGCCACCCGCCCCAUGGCCAUCGCUCCCUCCGACGACAGCGACAGCGCUGCUAGCGCCUGCUUCUCCGACUCUCUUGCCGACACUGACACAGACAUAGAAGUUGACCUCCCGCCCACCUCGCAUGAACCCAAGUCCACUGCACCUAUGGUCGAACAGCAUGUGUCACUCGCACAUUCUGCUUUACAGACAGAGUUUGUCGGUGUGUGCCACCGCGCAUCGCAUGAUGCCGCCGAAGUGCACCAGUUCCGCGGUAUCAAGUACGCGACUGUCCCUAUGCGCUUCCGUAAAUCGGUCAUGCACGAGACUUUCUCGGCCAAUACAGACGCGACUAGGAACGGACCUAUCUGUCCACAAAUUCGGAACCACCGGCUCGAAACGCGGCUUUACGGACUCCCUCACGAAAUUAUUCCUGAGAAGGAGGUGCUGCAGGAGGACGAGUUCGAAUGCACCAAUCUUACAAUCACCCUUCCCGCGCCUGCUUGCAAAUCCAAAGACGGCCUCCUACCCGUGAUGGUUUGGAUUCACGGAGGCGGGAACGUCACUGGUUGCGCGACGGAUUGGAUCUGGGACGCUGGUGCCCUCGUUCGUAGGAGCGUGCAGAUCGAGAAGCCUGUCAUCAUUGUCUCCGUCAACUUCCGCUUGGGUCUAUUCGGGUUUGCUGCCAGCGAGCUCCUUAGAGAGGAUAAUACAUCCGCUGGCGAAGAAGGAGUAGGGAAUUAUGGGCUCCACGACCAGCGAAUGGCUCUUCAAUGGAUUCGAAAAUACAUAUCGGGGUUUGGAGGGGAUCCAUUCAAAGUCACUCUAUUUGGAUCAUCCUGGGGCGCGGCAGAUAUACAUGCCCACCUUCUUUCAUCAGCUAAUCAAGCUGAUGUAUUCGCCCCCCCAGACUCGGAAGGACCCCUCUUUCACCGUGCAAUUCUCCAGUCUGGGGCACUUGUGCCGUCGUCUUCCGUCGUUCAAGAUAUCGGAUCGGCGGGCCAUCACCUCGGGCGAGUUAUGUCCUCCCUUCAUGCAUCAACUAUUGAGCAGCUGCGGGCCGUUCCUGCGUCCAAAAUUGUCUCUGCACAAGGUGAACGAGUUCGGCCUGUUGACGAUGGUGUAUUUUUGCGGCCGGAUUGGCGAACACUUGCACUUCCAUACUCGACCUCGCCGGACACGCCGCGUAGCUGGCGCCAGGAUGUUAUUAUUGGCGAUGUGGCAUGUGAAAGUGUCUUAUGGGCUGCCCCGGCUCGUCUGUGGGCAGCCGAUGCAGUUGCACGUCGUGCCCGAGCAGUUGUUCAGAGCGUCCGGAGGGCAGAUGCACUAAUGCGAGCGUAUGAUAUCGUCGACGGGUCGCCGACGCGUGAGACUGCUGGUUUACAUGGCUGCGCGCUUGAUGACGACGAGACGACAUCCAGCGGCAGCGAAGAGGACAUAGACGAGCUCGCGGAACGUGUCAUGGAGCUUAUGAAUGAUGUUGCUUUUGCAUGGCCAGUGGACGUAUCAGCUCGUUGUGCAGCUGACUCUGCUUUUGUUUACGAAGAACACUCUCCUCCGCAUAUUAGCGCCGACGGUCAUUUAGCGGUUGACACUGGUUAUUUAAGUACCGUCUCAGAGUCAUCGGAGUUAUCAUUUUCCUCUUCGCGUUCUCCUUCGCCCUCACCCUUGCCCUCACCAGGUUCUUCAACGGCAGCAUCUACAUCAAAGCGAUAUCCGAAUGCGCCAUAUGUUUACCGAUAUGUUUUUGACCAGGCAUCUCCCUACACGAACUCACCACAUCAUGGGGUAGACUUGCUCUACCUUUUUGGGAAUGUUCCUUUCCCUGAGGAUCCUGAGCUCACACCAGAGGAGAACCAAGAAGUAAAUUGGGUUCACAUCAAGGUCCGUGAAGAGAUGCAGGAACGUUGGCUGUCGUUCGCAUGGGGACAACGGCCUUGGGAAGCACCUCUUACCCCCCAGCCGCCCGCAGGCGUUGCGGGCAUGACUGACCGCGGUAUCUUUGCAACGGCAAUGCUUGCACCCGUGUCGAGUUUCCCUGGUGGACUCGCGCCAACGCCGAGUACUACGAGUCCUGCGUCAAGUCGAGCAUCGAGUUUCUCUAGCGCUUUCGGAAAUGCGAAUCCAUUCGCCCUCACCCACCUUCAUCAACAUCAAACCCAACAACAGCAACAGCAUCAUCUACAACACCACGUACAAAAUCAGCACCACCACCAUCACCAUCAUCACCACCAUGGAGCGGCGGGUCAACUGUACGGGUCCUCGCAGCCGCCGCCGAUAUCAAUUAGCGAGGCGGACAAGGUCUUUGUGUUUGGACCUGACGGCGAGACGGGUGCACGGAGUGCAGCGAUCUUUGCGGGUAGACGCCGUGUGCAUGCUUGGCGUUCUGCACUUGCCCCACUUGGUCUUGCAACAGCACAGAAAGUCGGCUUGGAACUUGGAAAUGGCCCGCCGUCUCUAGGCUCGCCCCGAGGAUUUUAAAUACCAGGAGUCAUCGUGCACUUGCCUGCCGUAUACGUGCGCUAGGAUGCAAAUAUUUCGGUUUGUUUUCUUGCUUCCACUACUCAAGAUACGCUUUCUCGGUCAAACCCACACCGGUUUUCGGUGUCUUUUCCUCAAAAUAUCAUGCAGCAUUAUCACUGGGCUGUAUAGUCAUUUCCCCCCUUUCCCCUGGUAUAGACAUAGGACCUUCAUAAUCAAUUCAGCUGUCCUUUGUCUGGGUCGUCAGCAUGAACAAAUUUGUAUAACAUAUGCUCUUCCUUGCUGUAAAGUCCAGUGUUGUCCCAAAUGAGGAUUUAUUAAUUGUAUUCUUUGUCUGACCUGUGUCGAGCGUUUUCGCUUGCAUGUUCGCUAAUAGUAGUAGUUUGUACAUUAGUCGGUCCUCAGAGUUUAAAUGGGAAAUCGAGAUAAAUUUAUG